ACGGGCGCAAUGCAGGGCCGGCCAGGGGUGCGUGGAGCGCGUCGUCGGGGAGGAGGUCAGCGCGGCCCGGCCCCUCCCAUUUCUCCUUCCCUUUAAAGCUUGGUCCCCGGGAUCAGCCCUGGGCUCCGGGUUACCAGUCACUGCGCCCGGGGACUCCUGACGCCGACGGGGGACGAGCCGGGGAGCCGCCACCUCCACCGGGACGACAGGCGACCUUGCAGGCGCCAUGCACGCGUUCACCGGCCUCUGGGGUCCCGGAACGACCCGUGCGCCGCCCGCCGGGCGCCUCCUCCUCCUCCUCCUCUUCCUCCAGGCUGCGACGCGCCCCAGCUGGGGGGACCCCGCAGAUUCAGAGUUUACAAGUCUGCCUGUUCGGGAUGAAAUGAUAGCCAAGUACUCUAACCUUCCCUUGGAGACUCAUAACAUAUCACUGACAGAACAUGUGAGUACUCCAGUAGAAAAAAAUAUCACUUUGGAAAAGGCUUCUAAAGUGGAACUCGCAUGCCAGCUCACCACAUCUGGGGAUGUGAAUGCAGUGAACGUGACUUGGAAGCAAGGUGAUGAGCUACUUCCGAACAAUUUUGUCAUCAACACGACAGGAAACACCGUGUACACCCAAUACACGUUCACCAUCAUUAACAGCAAGCAAAUGGGAGAUUAUUCUUGCUUCUUUGGAGAGGAAAAGGAACGAAGAGGGACAUUUAAAAUCAAAGUCCCUCAACUUCAUGGAAAAAACAAGCCACUGAUCACUUACGUUGGAGAUUCCACUAUCUUGAUGUGUAAAUGUGAGGGUUGUCAUCCUUUAAAUUGGACCUGGUACAGAAUGAACGAGAGUGCACAGGUUCCUAUUGAUACACACCUGGAUGAUAAAUACGUCAUCAAUGGAACGUACGCCAACGAAACGAAGCUGAGGAUAAAGCAGCUUCUAGAGGAUGACAAGGGCCUCUAUUCCUGCCAUGCAGUAUUCCAGCUGGGUGAGAGCGAAGACCACGUAGAGCUGGUCGUGCUGAGCUUCCUGGUUCCACUCAAACCAUUUAUUGCCAUCGUUGCUGAAGUGUUCAUUUUAGUGACCAUCAUCCUUCUUUGUGAAGUAUACACAAAGAAAAAGAAGCAGGGCCCAGACGAUGGGAAAGAAUUUGAACAGAUUGAACAGUUGAAAUCAGAUGAUAGCAAUGGUAUAGAAAAUAAAGCCCCCAGGCUCAGAAAAACUGAAUCUGUGGACCAAUGAAUGGAAAAGAUCUGAUCAGCUAUCGGGAAGAUGUACCAAGUUUGUAUCUCAGCUUUGUAUCUUUAUCUUUGUUUUGAAGAGCAGCAGUUUUUAUUUCUGCUUUUUGACGGUGAAAAGCUCAUCCCAAAUGCAUCACAGAAGCUUCAUAAACAACAUGUGCUGGCUCAAAUCGGGAGAUACAGUUUCUUUUUGUAAUUGGUUUUACAUUAAAGCAAGGUAUUUGUCUCCAGUGUGUUGAUGCUCUUUGGUCCUGAACACAUGUCUUCACAGGGAAAUGGAUGUUUUGUGCUUUUGUUAAUGGUGGUUACCCCACUGGAAGACAGGUUUUCAUUCUGUAAAUAAGGGGGAUGACAAGGGAAUAAAACCUGUGCUUUCCCAGAGCAUUAUCACUACAAAAGCAAAUCACUACCUGUUUAUUCUACACUUUUCCACUGCUUUUCUCACCAAGCCAAAGUGCUUCUUAGAGUUGAAGUAGAGCAAUGAUGUGUCGUGUGUGUGUGUGUGUGUGUGUGUGUGUGUGUGUGUGUGUGCGUGUGUGUAGGUGUGUGAGUUUGCAAAGUCCCAACAUCCAUUGGAUGUUGAUGAUUGAGGGCAAUCUUCGUAGUUAGAAUGCAGCACUGCUAUCUGGAGUGCUUUAAUGGUCAUGGUUUCCUGGUAUAUUUGAUUGUAUACCUAGUUUUGGGGAAUCUGUGGCCAGUUAAAUGGACUAUAUAAAAAUGCGUUGUUAGUGCUUUUUAAUAAUAAUUUCUGUUUUCUGAAUUCUAGAAAUACCAAAGUAUGUCUUUUAUUUUGUUAAAAAUGCCUUACAUCUAUCUUCACAAAUGGGAUGAUUAGUUUCUAUUGCAUAUAUAUUGGAAAUGUUGUAUUAACUGGCUAUUACCAAAUCAAAUAAACUCUGAAUGGACAAGCAAA
Dipodomys ordii (Ord's kangaroo rat) is the source of this 2140-nucleotide messenger RNA. RefSeq names its product embigin (gene Emb). Lineage: Eukaryota; Metazoa; Chordata; Mammalia; Rodentia; Heteromyidae. Gene Ontology annotation, cellular component: plasma membrane; axon. Gene Ontology annotation, biological process: axon guidance; dendrite self-avoidance; homophilic cell-cell adhesion. The coding region runs from base 227 to 1228 and encodes 333 amino acids. The record is from RefSeq and is a predicted model, not a curated record. The transcript has 9 exons. Gene Ontology annotation, molecular function: cell-cell adhesion mediator activity.